This is a messenger RNA of Mycena citricolor, 1458 nucleotides long. The record is from the annotation of a GenBank genome assembly. NCBI's taxonomy places the organism in Eukaryota, Fungi, Basidiomycota, Agaricomycetes, Agaricales, Mycenaceae.
AAUCUGGCUUGCCUUUUUACUCUUCGGCCUGUCAAACCAGACCUCUCGAUGGAAUAUUCGCCACUUAAAAGGCCAUUAGAGGAGAGGCUUGGAAGCAUAGUCUUAGCGUCCACUGCAGCCUCCACCCGCACGCUUCCUGUCCCUGACCACUUGCAAAAACAACGACGAUGCCGACCACGAACUCGAACGCAAGGAUCCGCCCCUGACGUAGUGAGCACCCUCGCGACGCCGGAGAGCAUGGAGAAGCUGUAGGAGCUACCCAUUCGCGAUGGCGAUGAGCGCUACUGCUUCUUCGAUGACCGCGGUCUCCACAACCACCUGCCACAUCACCUCAUUGCUGCUUGUGACAUGGGAGGCUCUCCGCAGCUGCUGGAGGAGAUCUACGCACUGGAGGCGCGAGACCGGCGUCCCCUCGGGUUGCCCGGGCCGCCGCUGGACGAUGGGCGAUGGCUUUCGCGGCUCGGAGAUCGGAGUGCCUACACCAUUUAUCUUGUGUUUUUUAAGGAGAAGAUUGCCAGACACGGCGUGACCAAGCCCCUCGAAGACUGCUUGAUGGCGCCAGAUGCCAACUUCAACGGAGCGUCGAUGUUCGGGCGGCUCUUCGGGGGCGCGAUGCAUCCCCUCAUUCACAUCGGGUUUGGUGUGGAACUAGGCCGCGACUCUUUGGUGGCUCAAGGUCUUGCGAUGUGUGCUGGAACGGAGGGCGACUUCUCGUCCGUUGUCGCCGACCACUGGUCAACGGCGAUGCCCAAGGUUCCCGAUGUCCCCACCCAGGGCGUCACGCUCUUCUCGAUUCUCCGCCAAAUGUACGAGUCGCCCGACCUGUUGUCUCUCCUGCCGUAUGUCCCGAACGACGCCAACGGCGCUGGAUUCUACAAGCUCUGCGACUCGCGCACACGCACGCAUGCGCUGCGCGGCUUCGUACUGGCAGGCGAUGCUGCUCGACUUCUACCUCAUGCACACGCUCACCAGCGCAAUCGUCCUGCCCCGCCUGCUCCGUGCGCUGCCGCAGAAACUCCACAAGGUCCAGCUGCUGCAGGGAUACGCCCGCGCUUGCGCACUGUGGGUCAUCGCGCGCGGGCGGCCCCGUGUCAACCCCUCGCUGCUGAUGUCGUACCCAAUCUCCCUGUCCCCGCGGGCCUCAAGACCAGCACCGCUACAGAUCCGUGGGCCCAGCUCAUCACCAACGCGCUCCAAGACUUUGACUCGCAUGUCGUGAAGACUGUCCGCGCGUUGUAUUCCGGGCACAUUCACUUCGGCAAAGUCGCCGCGGGCCAGGUCGUCGGUGCGUUCGACGAGAGCGGCAGGGAGACGCACCCGGGUCUUUCGAAGCUCGAUGGGACGGCCUGGAUCCGCGCGGCGGGCAUUACCUGCUCGGCCCUUGGCUGGAUGGGAUUCGGCGAGGAGGCGGGUCGGUGGGAUCGCAGUGUACUCGGCUUGAAUGCAGCUUGGGAGUAG